UUCUCCUCCCCGGGGGACCAGGUAGUAAGCUCUGAACUAAGCAUUUCUUCAGUGAGCGAUCAAGAUGCCUACAGAGCAGGACUGCAGCCAGUUAGCCAGUGGAAAGCCUAUGGCCUGGAUGGCUACCCAGGCUUUAUUUUCAUCCCAAACCCCUUUCUUCCGGGCUGUCAGCGCCACUGGGCAAAGCAGUGUCUGAAGGUAUACCCCCAAAAGCCCAAUGUGUGCAAUCUGGAUAUGCAUAUGGGUGCUGAGGAGACCAUUGAUUUGUGGGGGCAGAGCCAGGAGUGCCUCAGGAACAAAGGUUCCAGUAAAAGGGAGCCUAGAAGUUUACUGGAGAAGCUACGUUGGGUGACCUUAGGUUACCAUUAUAACUGGAAUACUAAGAAGUACUCAGCCGAUCACUGCACUCCUUUCCCCUCCGACCUAGCAUUUUUGGCAAAGCAAGUGGCUGCUGCCUGUGGGUUCCAGAACUUUCAAGCUGAGGCAGGGAUCCUGAACUACUAUCACUUUGAUUCUUCACUGGGAAUUCAUGUGGAUGAGUCUGAGCUGGACCAUUCCCAGCCUCUCUUAUCAUUCAGUUUUGGACAGUCCUCCAUAUUUUUGCUAGGGGGCCUGAAGCGUGAUGAAGCCCCGACAGCCAUGUUCAUGCACAGUGGGGACAUCAUGGUAAUGUCUGGCUUCAGCCGUCUGCUGUACCAUGCUGUUCCACGGGUCCUUCCCAACCCAGAGGGGACAACUUUGCCCUUUUGCCUGGAGCAAGCGUUUCCUUCAGACCUUUCUGACUGCUCGGUUAUUGAGCACUGCUCUGAAGAAGACUGGCAGAUCUGCACCAAGUAUUUGCAGACUUCUCGCAUUAAUGUGACCAUCAGGCAGGUGCUGGCUGCGGGUCAGAGCUUUUUAGAUGAGCCCAAGGAAGAGAGACAAUGGGAUGCAACCUCUGAAAACUGUUACCACCAGGAGGAGGAUGAAGUCAAGUGGCACAGGCUGAAUACAGACAGCUGAGAUCUGGAGACCACACUUGGGCCAUUGGCUUGGACUGUACUGGUAACUUCCUAGAUUGGGCAUGUUGCUCAGAUGACCACAUGGCACCCCAUCCAAUGCGGGAGGGAGUUGUGGACUGCAGCAGAAUGGUUGUGAUCUUUAUUGCUAAAUGGUGAGGGGAGGAAGGAUGUUUGUGUGACCAGAACACAGGGCUGGGACUCACUUCUGUUUCCAGCUCUGUCAUGAAAUUGCUGUGGGAUGAUGGGCAAAUAAUGUUUUUUCUGUACCUUAGUUUCCCCAUCUGCAAAAAUACCCCAUCACAGAGAUUUUGACACACUAUUCAUUAAAGCUUGCUAAAGCACUUUGGGUAUGUCUACACUGCAUUCCUCUUUCGAGAGAAGAAUGCAAAUGAAGCGUGGAUUUGAAUUUCCCGUGUUUCAUUUGCAUAAUCACGUCUGGGCACUAUUUCGAAAAAAGAAACGCUGUUUAGAUGUGGUUAUUACGAAAGAAAGUUUUCUUUUGAAAACCUUUCGAAAGAGGAAUGUGGUGUAGACAUACCAUUUGAGUUUAUUAGAUAGAAGGUUCUAGCAAAGGGAAGGUUAGGGUUGUUUUAUGUUAAAGUAAAUUAUUGGAUUUACAAAGCCCAAUUGAAGUGCACUACUGAUCAUGCCCAAGUUUGAAUGAGCAUCUGUGCUCAGUGAUUUUAAUAUGGGGCCACAUCUGCAGCUCUCAGAAACCAGAGUGUGCCCUAAACAUGCUUUGCAGAAGGCUUGUUGUGUCACCUGGAGUCCUGACCUUACAGCAGACGCUCAUCUCAUAAGUAGGACUGAGCUCUUUGAAAUACUUCCGGUUUUAAAGCACAAUAAUAAGGGCCAGACUUCCCUGGAUACAUACUGAUUUCUGUUCAGGUCUCUUCCCUAUGACUCCUCUGUGUGUGACCUGCAGACCCCAUUCUGUCAGAAUCUGUCCCUCUGGUUGUCUGCAGAAUGUGGUCUCUGCUGUUCCUGAUGGCUCCUUUAAGGAGCAGCAUGAGGAAAAUGGCUUACAAGCAGAAACAAUGAAUUUGUAAAUGAAGUACCUAAAAAAGAAAUUAAUCAGUGACUAUCGCUAUUGCCCAAAAGGUAAUUGUAUUGAAACAAAAUAAGGAAAACACAAGCUUCUGUGCCCAUCUUCUUUAGGACUCAGACCUUCCUAUCUGCUUUUUAAUGCAAUUUUAAUUGUUUGAGGGCAACGCU
This is a messenger RNA of Pelodiscus sinensis (Chinese soft-shelled turtle), 2216 nucleotides long. It is a transcript of the gene ALKBH1, whose product is annotated as alkB homolog 1, histone H2A dioxygenase. NCBI's taxonomy places the organism in Eukaryota, Metazoa, Chordata, Testudines, Trionychidae. Gene Ontology annotation, molecular function: broad specificity oxidative DNA demethylase activity; ferrous iron binding; oxidative RNA demethylase activity. The record is from RefSeq and is a predicted model, not a curated record. Gene Ontology annotation, cellular component: nucleus; cytoplasm. Gene Ontology annotation, biological process: oxidative RNA demethylation.